Messenger RNA from Hemiscyllium ocellatum (epaulette shark), 2045 nucleotides. RefSeq names its product rac GTPase-activating protein 1-like. The coding region runs from base 1 to 1806 and encodes 601 amino acids. The transcript has 15 exons. Gene Ontology annotation, biological process: signal transduction. The record is from RefSeq and is a predicted model, not a curated record. Lineage: Eukaryota; Metazoa; Chordata; Chondrichthyes; Orectolobiformes; Hemiscylliidae.
AUGGCAACACUGAAAGGAGCUGUGGAUCGGAAUUUGGAUAUUCUCCUACAACUGAGUGAAGUCUUCUCCCAGAGACAGGACCAAGCUAUGUUCCAGUUGGCGGUGAACUUUGAGAACUGCAGGAAGAAGUGGAAGUACGCGGAGGAGCAGUUUGUAACCUGUCAGAGUCAGCUGGUUAAGGCUGAGCUGGAGUUGACGGCUCUCAGGGUGAGGUUUAAACACGCCUGCAACCAGCUGGACGUGGAGUUGAGGAGGAGACACAAAGCUGAACUCACCUGCGAGCAGCUGGAACGCAGGCUGCAGUUGGUCCAUGAUGUUCUGAAGAGUGAUGCUCCUGGCUCAGCGUUGCACAAUGAAGAUCGCCAAAACCUCCUCCAAGUUCUGGCUGCGCGCACACAGCCUGAGCAACAGGCCCGCACCAGGCUGCAGGCUGUUGAUGAAACAGUGACCUCCAACAUCUCCUGUUCCAGCAUCAGUUAUGACCGGACACGUGACGAGAUGCUGGAUUUGAAUAUUUCUGCUGUGAAGCCGGUAACAGCGAAGAUACGGAAUAAACGGCGUUCCAGCCGGGUUCUAGUCGAUCGCCCACCAGUUGCUCCGAGGAGAUCCCGCUCUCGCUCCUUUGAUCAACUUGUGGACUGUGCGGGCUCAGCGCCGGUGGGUGUGGGUGCGGGCUCAGCGCCGGUGGGUGUGGGUGCGGGCUCAGCGCCGGUGGGUGUGGGUGCGGGCUCAGCGCCGGUGGGUGUGGAGCAGAUCCCAGAGGACCACACUGUGGGGAGUGGGCACCAGCUGGUGACUGCCCCAGGUGCAGCAGCACCGUCUCCUGACCCAUUCUCAACGCCAGCGAGUGCCCCCAAGAGCAGGCCACACACCUUCAUCUCCAAAACGAUCAUCAUGCCGGAGACCUGUGUUCCCUGUGGGAAACGGAUCCGGUUUGGGAGAGUGGCCCUGAAGUGCCGCAGCUGCAGCAUCGUUGCCCACCCGAGCUGUAAGGAGCGGUGCCCUACCAUUUGUUCACCCAACUUCACCACAAUCUCUGUCAAAAAUGGUGAGGGAGCUGUUGGAGAUUUUGCCCCCCAGACUGUUCCCAUGAUCCCAUCUCUUGUCGUCCACUGUGUCAAUGAAAUUGAACAGCGGGGACUUCAGGAGCCUGGCAUUUACCGGGUACCUGGUGGUGAGCGGCUGGUCAGGGAGCUGAAGGAGAGUUACGUGCGGGGGAAGGGUCUCCCUUUACUCAGCCGAGUCUCCAACAUCCAUGUGGUGUGUGGGCUACUGAAAGACUUCCUCCGAAAACUGAAGGAGCCUCUGGUGACGUUCAAACUGCACCCAACCUUCAUGGCACUGUCAGAUCUUCCGGAUGAGCAGAGCAGCAGGGAGUUGUGUCGAGCUGUCAGCAGCCUACCCCCAGCUAACCGUGACACACUGGCCUUUCUCAUGGUCCACCUCCAGAGGGUGAUGGAGAGUCCAGGAUGUAAGAUGGACAAACAGAACCUGGCCAGAGUGUUUGGCCCAACCAUCGUGGGUCACUCCAAUCCUAACCCCAACCCUCUGGAGGUCUUUGAGGACACCAAACGGCAGCCCAAGGUGGUGGAACAGCUUCUAUCGCUACCCUGUGAUUACUGGAGCCGGAUAGUCCCGGUGGCACCCAGCAACAGUGAACCAGCUCCUACCGUAACUGGGCAUUUGUUUAAAUCGUUGACUUCCCCGGAAGCAGCUGAGAUCAUGAAUCGAUCUCCUGGGUGCUGGAUGGCUCCUGGGAUCCUAGCGAUCUCUGGAAAGAUAUUCCCUUCACCAACACUGAGCUAAACCAGAAGCGAGUGAGAAACUUGUCAGAAUCUUCACUGAAUGUUCACAAUGCCCCCUCGCUCCCUGCACCCCUCCCUCUUCUCCACAUCCAGUCAGUAUUGUCCCCUGUUUUUGGUGGGGGGGUGGAAAAUGACUCCUUACCUCACCUUGAUGUUCUCUCAUUGACCCAACAAGUUAAUGUCAAUGGAGAGCUCUGGGAGUAACUGUUUUGAGACUCUGCUGAAUAUUUUGGAAUAAAA